Messenger RNA from Symbiodinium sp. CCMP2456, 759 nucleotides. The record is from the annotation of a GenBank genome assembly. NCBI's taxonomy places the organism in Eukaryota, Dinophyceae, Suessiales, Symbiodiniaceae.
AUGCAGCAUGGGGCGGCUUAUGACGGAGAGUUCUUGGCAGAGAAGCUCGUGAAGCAGCUGCUGGGCCUCGGAUCGAACGCAAGAGUCGAUGCAGCCCUGGUCCGGGCCCUGCGGCCCUUCUUGCAGGGCUUGCCGGCCCAUCUCGCCGAGACUGCGGCGCUCGUCGAGACCAGGCCGCCGUCGCAGAAGAGCGCCCGAGAGGGCCUGUCGCAGCUGAGUGAGCAUCUGCGGAGUCUCCAAGCCAAGCUGGGCGCUCUCGGAUCCGAGGUGCAGGUCUCCGCGGAGGCCGCGGAGGCGGAGGCGGCGGCGGCGCGCCGUUGCCUGGAGGACCUCCGGAGCCGUCUGGAAGCGAUCUCCGAGGACGAAGCUUUGGAGAUGCUGGUGGCGGCGAAGGAGCUCUUGGAGGGCUCCGCUUCCCUGAUGCUGGUGAACCGGAUGGGCAGCUUCGAGCACUUCGAGUCCUCGCUUUCCGAGCCCCUCCACGAGCUCUGGGAUUUCGCCUCGGACCACCCGCCCGUCGGAGCGAGAAUCGUGCUGAAAGGCGGCGACUUCGGAGCUCUGAAUCUGGCCUCCUUCAAUGUUCUAAAUAUGCACUAUAUGAAGUUCAUCGACAAGGACUGGCAGGGCCUGAAAGGCUCCAAGAUGCAGCAAAGCCCUGCGGAGCAACGGGCCGAAGAGCUCGUGUCCGUGAUCCUCAGAAUCCUCCACCACCCAAGCCAUCCCAAGGCCGUCCUCUGCCUCCAGGAGAGCCAUACGCAU